GGACAGGGGGCGCCCUUAAGGAAGCCACCGUGGCCUUCCCUUUGCAAGACCUGAGCGGGGCUGCGCUGACCUCCGGGAGAACACGGGUGCAGAUGGUCGUCGGGAACCUGGAAGCAUAAUCCAGGCAGGGGACAGUCCGGCUUCCUUUGAAUUCAGCGGCGGAGUUAAUCGUUUACUUCCGAGCAAACGCGGGGAAGCCCGGAAGCGCCAAAGGCACCAGAAGCGAAAGUUGUCGGGAGUCUUGGCUCCGUUCCCGGGUGGACGAAGAGCCCCGGGGAGAGCGGGAGCCAUGGCCGGGGGGGAGCCGCGGGGGCUCCGGGAGGCGCUGGAAGCUCGCCUGCAGGCCUUGGGCAUCGAGGGGCUCACCGUGGAGCACCCCGAAGUGUUCACAGUUGAAGAAAUGAUGCCCUAUGUGCAGCAUUUGAAAGGAGCUCAUAGCAAAAACCUUUUCCUUAAAGAUAAGAAGAAGAAAGGUUACUGGCUGGUGACGGUUCUACAUGACCGGCAGAUCAAUUUAAAUGACUUGGCGAGGAAAUUGGGUGUCGGCAGUGGGAACUUGCGCUUUGCCGAUGAAGGGGCCAUGUUGGAGAAGCUGAAAGUUGGCCAAGGAUGCGCGACCCCCUUAGCUCUUUUCUGCAACCAGGGAGAUGUGAAGUUUGUGUUAGAUGCAAGCUUUCUGGAAGGAGACCACGAGAGACUGUAUUUUCACCCAAUGACAAAUGCGGCAACCAUGGGAUUACGUCCAGAUGACUUCCUAAACUUCCUGAAGUCUACGGGACAUGAGCCUAUAAUUGUACAUUUUGACAAAAGUGACAAGUAGUUUUACAGCACUGUUUCUGUAACUUGAGGCUCAGUGGUCAAGAAAAAGAUGCCAAUUAUUAAAGAGAAUUGUUUGAGAAUUACAA
Molecule: messenger RNA, 905 nt
Organism: Pogona vitticeps (central bearded dragon)
Lineage: Eukaryota; Metazoa; Chordata; Lepidosauria; Squamata; Agamidae
Product: prolyl-tRNA synthetase associated domain-containing protein 1
Molecular function (GO): aminoacyl-tRNA deacylase activity
Source: RefSeq, a predicted model, not a curated record